Molecule: messenger RNA, 2449 nt
Organism: Tripterygium wilfordii
Lineage: Eukaryota; Viridiplantae; Streptophyta; Magnoliopsida; Celastrales; Celastraceae
Product: inactive TPR repeat-containing thioredoxin TTL3-like
Exons: 5
Coding region: 497-2194 (565 amino acids)
Cellular component (GO): cytoplasm
Molecular function (GO): protein binding
Source: RefSeq, a predicted model, not a curated record
GUUCACAAGUACUAUAAGCUCCAUAUUUUGAAUCUACUAUACCCUUUUGUACUCAUGUACUGUUCCAUACAUAAAGAUGUACAUAUAUAUAUAUAUAUAUAUAUAUAUGUAUGUAUGUAUAGCCAUAUAGGUGUAUCUUCCUUAUGAGUCUUGGCCUCCACCCACCUCCACUGCCUAAAAAGAGAUGAACUUUUUUCUUGGAAGCCACUCUAGGAGCUCCUGAGUUGAAAUAAAUGCACAUUCUCAUGGACUUUCCUGUUGCAUCAUAUUCUUCUCAGCCAAGCCAUCUCUUGACCUUUUUAUUCUUUUGUUGCUCCUUCAUUUCUUUUUGAUAAGUCAUUGAUUUUGAAUCAAUUGUUUGAUUAUAUUUUAAUAGGCGAAAGUUGCAGGAUGUUACUUAGAGGUCAUUGAUUCAAUUCCUAAAAAUAUACUCUCCAAUCAUUAUGUAGAGUAUUGUCUCCAAGAAGCCACAGAAAGCUAGAGAGAGUGAUCAUUCAUGGCAGAAACUAAGCAGUAUUCGAUGGAGCACGAAUUGGGUUGUGGCUUUUUUGGCGGAAUUUUCCAGCGGCGGAUCGAGUGGCCGAAAAAGAAAACAUCCAUAUAUUCAUUGCCGUCCUCAGAUAGUUCUGAAAAGCCAGAGAAAAAUAGUUUCAAGAAGCCUCCACAAAAACCACACCCAAUGCACAACAGGAAACCUAGUGAAUUUCCUCCAAAACCCACAAUUUCAAAUCAGAAAACUCAAUCUAGAAGAAACUCUGAUGCUGCAAGAACCUCAACAUCAUCAUCUUCCAGUUCUGGUCAGUUAAAAGUGUUGAGAAGCAAAGAACUUACCAAGAUUGUGUCUACACAAACAAAUAGUGAAGGCAAAGCUCUUAUUCGAGCCACGUCGAGUAAUGUAAUGCUUUUAGGCCCAUUGGGUAAUAUAAGGCAGGCCGGGAACCGGAACUCUUUCUUAGGAAACAACAGUCCUAACGCCACCAUCAAGACUGUGGAUUACCUUUACAAGAAUCUUCAGCAAGUGAAAUCUCAACAAGGGAGUAGUCGAAUUGGUGGAAAUGGUGUAAUGGGGAACAUUGUGAGGCAAUCUAGUGGCGAGUUUCGACAGAGAAGAUUGGAUCCUGAGGUGUUGAAAUCGUUGGGAAAUGAGAAGUACAAGCUGGGUAGAUUUGAAGAGGCUUUAGAUUUGUAUGAUAAGGCAAUUGCCAUUGAUUCAAGCAAGGCAACCUAUAGAAGCAAUAGAAGUGCCGCUUUGAUUGGUUUAGGCCGCCUUCUGGAGGCUGCCAUGGAAUGCAAAGAAGCAAUAAGGCUCGAGCCUUCUUAUCAGCGAGCGCAUCGCCGCUUGGCAACACUUUAUCUCAGACUGGGAGAAGCCGAGAAAUCACUGCAUCAUUACGAACAAUCGGGUAGCGAUUUCGACCCUCAAGAGAUUGUUAAAGCUCAGGUUCUUCAAAAGCACCUAACUAAUUGUAUUCAUGCUCAGAAACUAAAAAAUUGGACUACUUUGCUAAAAGAGACUGAGUCUGCAAUUUCCUCCGGCGCAGAUUCAGCUCCAAAGAUAUAUGCUAUGCAAGCAGAGGCCUUGUUGAGGCUCCAGAGACAUGAAGAGGCCUAUGCUACCAAAGAGAGAGGACCAAAAUUUCCGAUUGAUUCCUGUACAAAAUUCUUUGGUCCUCUUAGCACUGCACUCCUAUUAACAAUUAAGGCACAGGUUUAUAUGUCUGCCGGCAGGUUUGAAGACGCGGUGAGAGCAGCUCAAGAAGCUGCUCGACUUGAUCCGAGGGAGGUGGUUGGUGUCCUAAAGAGUGCUAAAGCUGUGUCAUCAGCAAGAAUGAGUGGUAACUUGCUCUUCAAGGCAUCAAAAUUUUCAGAGGCUUGUGUUGUCUAUAGUCAAGGACUAGAACAUGAUGAACAGAACUCGGUUUUGCUAUGUAACCGGGCCGCUUGUCGGUCCAAGCUCAGGGAAUUCGAGAAGGCUGUGGAGGAUUGCACUGCAGCAAUUAAUCUCUGGCCUUCCUAUAGCAAGGCCAGGCUGAGGAGGGCUGAUUGCAAUGUUAAGUUAGAAAGAUAUGAAGCUGCAAUUCAAGAUUAUGAGGUGGUGUUGAGUGAAACUCUUACAAAUGAAGAUGUGGGCCGAGCUUUGUUUGAGGCCCAGCGUCAGCUGAAGAAACAACACGGAAGCCCAUUAAGGUCAUGACAUUGGGCUCAAACUUCAAAGUUUGGUAUUUAUUCAUAUCCAACAGUCAGCGUUUCACAAAGCAAGAAGUACGCCCAAUACUUGUAUAGUUGUAUGGGCCUGGGCCCUAGUCUCUACGUGAAUCGUUUCGCUGACACUGUCGCACUGAGAAUAAAGCUACUGGGGAAAAAUGGUAAGAGUUGUUCAAUGGUGGCGUUUUUAUUUUCUACAAUUUGAAAUAAUAUGCUCAAUAAAUUAUUGUGCACCUUUCGAAUU